CGCUUUCCCUUUUGUUCUCUCCAACCGCCGCCGACACUCGGCGCCGGUGAGGAGCGCGCGGCUUCCCGGGCGCUCCGGUUUCCGCCCGCGCCCGCACCGCCCGGGAGCACAGCACCUUCCCGGCUCCGCGCAGAGGCUGCGCCACGUAGCCUUGACCCGCGACUCCCCUGCAGCUCCCGCGGACGCACCAACGAAUCGAUUCGCACGUUGGAGGCGACGGAGUCGCGGGGUCGUCCCGAGGCCAAGAAGUCCCGCGCGCCAUGCAGUCCCCUCCCGACUGGCCCCCGACGCCCGGCACCCUGCGGCCCUCUCCCUUCCCGCACCCUGCCCUGCACGCCCUGCACCGCCUGGCCCGAGCCCUGCUCUUUCCGGCUUACUGGGCGCUGGACCAGCUGCUGGGCUGCGGGGCGCCGCUGGCGCGCGCGAACCGCCGCCGCGCGCUGAGAGCGGCCGCGGGCGCCGUGGGGGCGCUGCUGCUGCUGCUCCUGGCCGGCCUGCCCCUCGCCCUGCCCGGCCUGCUGCUCUGGCUGCCCCUGCAAGCUUGGCGCCGCCCCUUCUGCUACCGGCCCCCUCCGGAGUGCUGGGCGCCCCCGGCGCCCUGGCGCCCCUCCGCUGAGCCCGCGCGCUGCUUCGGCUUCCUCAGCGCGAACCUGUGCCUGCUGCCCGACGGCCUAGCGCGCUUCAACAACUUGCGGCACAGCCAGCGGCGCGCCGAGGCCAUGGGCGCCGUGCUGCUCGCCGGCCUGCGGCCCUCGCGCUAUGGGACUACGGGCUGCAGUCCGCCAGGGCCGGGGACGCCCGGUGGGUCGCUGAUAGCCGCGGUGCCGGCGGGGCUGGACUUCGUGUGCCUGCAGGAGGUGUUCGACCUGCGCGCGGCGCACCGCCUCGUCCGCCGCCUAGCGCCCUAUCUGGGCCCGGUGCUGUACGACGUGGGCUCCUUCGGCCUGCAGCCCGGACCGCACCUCAAGCUGCUCGGCAGCGGGCUGCUGCUGGCCUCGCGUUAUCCGCUGCUGCGCGCUGCCUUCCGAUGCUUCCCCCACGCACGGCGCGAGGACGCGCUGGCCUCCAAAGGACUGCUUUCCGCACAGGCGCAGGUGGGCAUCCUGGACGGGCGCCGCAUCGUGGGCUUCCUGCACUGCACGCACUUGCAUGCGCCGAGUGGUGAGCCCCGCGGACGGGUCGCGGUCUCCCCUCCCUCAUCCUGGCGGCGGCGGGUUCCAGCCCUCGUCUUUGUCUCCGCUCCCCCCACCGUUUGUCCACGGCCCGAAGCACCGCGAGCCGGGUGGUGGAGCGCCCUGCUGGGCUCGCAGGUCGGGGCCGGGCGGAGGCCGGGGUGGGGUGCGCAUCCAGACUCAGCCUUCCUCCCCACCCCCGCAGGGGACGCGCCCUUGCGCUGCAAACAGCUGACGCUUCUGCUGGACUGGAUCCAACAGUUUGAAGCCCAGAGCCGCCCGGGGGGCGAUGCCGUGGCCUUCAGCGUGCUUCUGGGUGACCUAAACUUCGACAACUGUUCUUUAGGUGAGGGGGAAGCCGCAGGGGGCGGGAUCAGCGCCUGGCUCCGCCCACCGAGCGCUGGCCUCUCCCCAGCAGACCACGCAAAAGAGCAGGAGCACGAGCUCUUCAGCCACUUCCGGGACCCUUGCCGGCUGGGCACUCGCCGGGAGCAGCCCUGGGCCCUGGGCACGAUGCUGAACACCUCCACCCUGCGCCACUCGGUGGCCUGCUCCUCCGAGAUGCUGCGGAGGGCCCUGGAGCAGGAGGAGGGGCGCCACCGCUACCUGGCAGGCCCUCCGGGCUUGGGCCCCCGGACUAAGCCUUGGCGGGGCCGGCGCGUGGACUAUGUCAUGUACCGGGGAGUGGCCGGAGGCCCGCUGAGCCCAGUAAGUGGCAGAAUUCAGGGCGCUGGGCCGGCCGGAGCUGGGGCGACCCCUCAGCCUGACUCCUGCCCCCAGGAGGUGGAGCACGUGACCUUCAGCACUGCCCUGGCGGGGCUCACUGACCACCUGGCCGUGGGACUUCGGCUCCGAGUGUCUGUGCCCUCCUGACGCACGCACGCAGGCGCGGGCCCGGGUGGAAAGACGGACACGGAGGCAGAGCGUGAGCCUGGCCAGUUGCCGCGGGGACGGGGCGCCUUAAGAGCUGUUUAUUGUGGGGGCCGUCCCUCACACUGCCUCCUGGGCCCUGCGGUACUCGUAGACGCUGCCGCGCUCGGGGAAGGCUGGGGGCUGCUGGGGCGACCCCGGCGGCGGUGGCGGCGGGGCGGGGUCAUCCGGGUCCCCGUAGCCCCCACCGCCCGGUGUGUGGAGGCAGAACACGUCCUGUGGAACAGGGGGACAGGCUCAGCGCGGGCAUGCCCUCCCCGCCAGACUGCCUCCCGCUGCGGCCCCAGCCACCCACCCCUCCCUCCACGGCGGCCCGCCUGGACCACGGAGGCCCAGCGCGCGCCCUCUGCCCUUCAGAAACCAAAUUAAAUUCAGUUUCCGGUCA
This is a messenger RNA of Mustela erminea (ermine), 2487 nucleotides long. RefSeq names its product sphingomyelin phosphodiesterase 5-like. Gene Ontology annotation, cellular component: extracellular region; cytoplasm. The transcript has 4 exons. The record is from RefSeq and is a predicted model, not a curated record. Bases 261 to 2045 code for a protein of 594 amino acids. NCBI's taxonomy places the organism in Eukaryota, Metazoa, Chordata, Mammalia, Carnivora, Mustelidae. Gene Ontology annotation, molecular function: sphingomyelin phosphodiesterase activity. Gene Ontology annotation, biological process: sphingomyelin metabolic process.